AUGCGAAAUGGUACCACUCAAGCAGAGGUUUUGUUCUUUCAGACACUGGGACUAGUGUCGAUAAUACUGCGAAGUAUAGUACCACCAGGGAUAUUUCAUAUUUCUUCCUGUGUCCUUCAUAUUGGCAUUUGGUUAACUUUUGCGUUCGAUCUGUUACUUAUCGUGGUACCAGUGAUGCUGACUCUGGUUUUAUUUUCGGAUUAUGCACCGCCAUUACUGUUAUAUGGCUUUCUUGCUACAGCUGAUGCUAUACUAUCCGUAGAUUUUGAUGUAUUUCCAUGUCGGUUUACGAAGACAGUAAUUUUUGACCGAAGUGUCAUGGUUCUCGGCACAGCUACAUUUAUUGUUUUGCUAUGGUUGAUGUGUUCUGACAUUAUCCUGGAAGAGUAA
Messenger RNA from Loa loa (African eye worm), 390 nucleotides. RefSeq lists its product as hypothetical. The record is from RefSeq and is a predicted model, not a curated record. The coding region runs from base 1 to 390 and encodes 129 amino acids. The transcript has 3 exons. Lineage: Eukaryota; Metazoa; Nematoda; Chromadorea; Rhabditida; Onchocercidae.